CACGAGUGUUACUCAUUCAAAUAAGCACUUGAAGAAAUGAAAAGAAGCGUAAUAGAGAGGACGACAAAUCCAAAAUUAAUUCCUGAAAACCCCCAUAUCUCGGUCUUAUCCUGAAAACCAACCUCAAAUUUUAUCUUCUCUCAUUUCCACUGAAUCUGCCCCGAACUGGUUCUUUGGUACAAAAUGUCUGGUUCUUGCUUCUCUUUUGCUGCUACAGCAUCCAAUUCUUCUACUUCUUCGCUGUAUCUCUUCACUCAAAAGCCUAAAUUCUCAGUAGAACAUCUUUCCUUAAGUACUUAUAAUACUAACUUCAACUUCAAGAUAAACGCAACAAAACUCAAAGCCCAUUUCCCCGUUUCUUCUAUUUAUCGCUCUUCAAUCUUUUUGAGCACUUGUGCUUCUGUCUCUGAUGGAGUUGAGGUUGUCCAAGAAGAUGACGAAGAAGAAGUUGCGUUGUCAGCCGAAGAAGAAGAGGAAAUUGAAGAAAAAGAAGAAGGUGUUGAGUCAGAAUCAGUUGAAGGUGGUAGAUUGUACGUGGGUAAUUUGCCCUUUUCAAUGACCUCUUCUCAAUUGUCUGAAAUCUUUGCUGAAGCUGGCACAGUGGCUAAUGUUGAGAUUGUUUAUGACAGAGUUACAGAUAGGAGUCGUGGAUUUGCAUUUGUUACAAUGGGAAGUGUUGAAGAGGCAAUGGAAGCAAUUCGCUUGUUUGAUGGAUCUCAAGUUGGAGGUCGUUCGGUCAAGGUGAAUUUCCCUGAGGUUCCAAGAGGAGGUGAAAGGGAAGUAAUGAGUGCAAAGAUAAGAAGCACCUAUCAAGGUUUUGUGGAUAGCCCUCACAAAUUAUACGUUGCGAAUCUUAGCUGGGCCCUCACUUCUCAAGGUCUAAGAGACGCUUUUGCUGACCAGCCCGGUUUCAUGAGUGCAAAAGUCAUCUAUGACAGGUCCUCAGGAAGAUCUCGAGGUUUUGGUUUCAUUACAUUUUCUUCUGCUGAAGCAAUGAACUCUGCACUUGAUACCAUGAAUGAAGUGGAACUUGAAGGACGGCCAUUGCGACUAAAUGUGGCUGGGCAGAAAGCUCCCGUAUCUUCUCCACCAGUUGUCGAAACAAGUCCUGAAAAUGAUUCUGAGAACAGUGAAUUACUUUCUAGUCUCAGCUCAUAAGAUCACCAAGACUCAUAACAGAAUCAACCAUUUAGAGUAAUGUAGAGUUUUAUAUGCGGCGAAGACGUGCUUUUUCCAGCUUACAUAACCUUCUUGCAGCCUCGGCUUCUUUUUGCACCAGUUAUUGUCUGCUAUUGGACUGUCACUUGAUGCAGGUAAGCUGUGUUGCUAUAUUGCCUGUACAUUUUCAAAAUGCACAGUUACCAAAUGUAUUUUGAUUGUAAUGUAACUCAUCGCUAGAAUCAAUAGAGAUACUCAUGCAAAAUGCUCAAUGCUCAUAUAUUCAGCUACUUUAUAUUUCCUUAUAUCAUAACUCAUUCUAUAUUUUAAAAUUUUA
Molecule: messenger RNA, 1495 nt
Organism: Nicotiana attenuata
Lineage: Eukaryota; Viridiplantae; Streptophyta; Magnoliopsida; Solanales; Solanaceae
Product: 33 kDa ribonucleoprotein, chloroplastic
Exons: 4
Coding region: 184-1158 (324 amino acids)
Cellular component (GO): cytosol
Molecular function (GO): mRNA binding
Source: RefSeq, a predicted model, not a curated record